UACUGUCAGUGUGUGAAUGUGAGUGGAGUGGACUAUGAAUGGAUUUUUGUUCGCUAUUAAAUAUUGUUUACUUGCCUAUAUUUCUCGAGAUUUAUUAUAAUUUGCAUAAAAGAAUGUCGAAAAAUAUGUAAUUUAAAACUUACCAUCAUUAAAUAUCCAAGUUCAUUGUCUUUAAAACAAUGCUGAGUCAAAAUGUUCAAAACUGUUGCUGGAAGAGAAAGUGUCUCAAAUAAAUAACGGGUCGAUAUGAAUAUGUCCGUCUCAGAUUUAUCUGUGGGAUGUCGUUUUGCUGAUUAUUUUGCGAUAUGUGGACUAGACUUUGACUCCGGAUUGGAACCAGACAGGCUUUGUGGUGAUAAUUUACAUAUAUCUCCUUUAGAUCGCUCCUAUAAGGGAAAAAUCUUAGCUCACUAUCCAGAUAAUGUAAACAGUAAUCCUUUUGAUGAACAUGCAGUAUGUAUGCUUUGUUUGCCUGCUGGUUUGCAGUUUAGAACUCAAAAACAUUCUUUAGAACCCAAAUUUCAUAGUUUUGUUGUAACUCGUGAAAAUGCAUCCCGUUACUAUGGAUUCAGUCUCAUAUUUUAUGAAGAAGUUAGGAACCGGAAUAUUUGCAGUGCCAUGCAUACAUUGCAGGCAAUGUACAUCACAGAGCUGUCAAGUGGACAAACUCCACCUGGCAAUAGAAAGAGCUCUGGCAAAGAGAGUUCGAGAUCCUUGCCACGGUCAUUUAAACUUGCACCACACACGGGAGCCGCACUUACAUAUUAUGAUAUAACCAAAGAUAAACUUUAUGUUGCCAAAAGCAUUGCUCUUAUAUGUCAAUACCCCUAUGUUAGGGUAGCACAAUUAUUUUUAGAGAAUUUGUUCAGGUCAUUGCCAAGACAACCUGGACCUGGUCUUAGUCCUGAGUCCUAUGUGUACAACUUGUUGUAUGAAGUUCCUGUUCCUCUCGCAGGACAAGCUUUGCGCUUGUAUGUACCACCGUCUGAACCUCAUCUUGAUCCAAUCCCAGUUGUGAUACGAAUGCCAAAUCCGCCGGAAGAGUUACCACUUCUUGAUUAUCCUUUGCGUGUAAUGUUCUCUACAUUAGGUGUAGAAUGUGUUGUGCAACUGUUUACAUGUGUACUGCUAGAGCAUCAAGUGCUACUUAGGUCUAGUGAUUAUAACAAGCUAAUGCUUGUGUCUGAGUGUAUAGUUUCACUUCUGGUUCCAUUCUCAUGGGCUCAUGUGUAUGUGCCCAUUCUGCCAGCGCCAUUGUACCAUUUCCUUGAUGCACCAGUUCCCUUCGUAAUGGGUCUUCAUGCGGAUAGUGUGGCUAUAAGUAUUGGCCCCAAUGGCCCAAGGAGCUUCGCGGUUGGCUCUGAAGCAGCACUUUGCUUAGUCGAUAUUGACAAGCCUGACAUACAACUGCCGGAAGAAAUGCCCAUAUUCCCGCACAGAACACCCUUCAUGGAAGAACUCAAUCAUGUAUUAGAUAAACAUCAGAUACAAAGACCAGAAACUGAAUUGAGUAAACUUGGUGUGCCAAUUAAUGGAACUUAUAAACAUAUGAAUGAUGGGAUGAGUAGCAGUUGUACAUUACCAUCGGGUGGUCUCCGUCGCAAGCACUCGUUCCACGACGUGUUGGAGUGGGACGAGAGCCGGCCGCUGAACGCGUCGCCGCCCGGCUCGCCCGCGCCCGCCUCGCCCACGCGCCGCGCCCCGCGCCGCAUGGACGCGCUGCAGCGCAUCGUCGAUAUUGUUAAACGAACAGGUGUGAAUAUAGAUGACGUGGAUGCGGAUACGGUGAUGCCGACGACUAAGAAGAAGAUCCUUAACGAUGAAGACCAGUACAACGAGGACGUCCGCUUCAACAUGGCCAUCAGAGAGACAUUCCUCAACCGAUUCGUGCACAUGUUCCUGAUGUACGAGAACUUUGUCAUCAUGCCGGAUCAGGAUCGUGACUCAUGGCUGACGGCGCGCGAAUCGAUGGUGAAUUUCGACAAGGCAUCAUUCCUCUCGGACCAGCCGCAGCGGCACCGGCCCUUCCUCUCGCGCUUCCUGGAGACGCAGAUGUUCGCCACGCUCAUAGACAACAAGAUCAUGGCCAACUGGGGCGACUAUGACGUCAACUUGCAAGUCUUCGAGCAUCGCAUCAAGGUCGUCAGACGUCGGCUGGGCGAGGGGGGCCUGGCGACGCGCGGGUACAGCGUGUGGGCGGGGCUGGGCGGCGGGGCGGGCUGCGGCGUGGGCGCGGAGCUGGAGGUGGGCGCACCGGGCGAGCGCCUGCCGCACCGCGCCGCCUACUACCGCGCCUUCCCCGCGCGCCUUGACGCCGCCGCGCUCGCCCCGCCCCCCGCCAACGACCGCAGGACGAACAGUUUGAAGCGUAUUAAGAACGCGAAGUGGCAAGUGAAGGACUGUCCGCCGGAGAUGUUGCUCGGUGACAUCGGCCGGCGGCUCUCCACGGAAGUGACACCCGCCGCCAUCGCGCAAAACAAUAGAACCUUCGUUGAGAAACUUCUUAAGGAAUGUAAAAGCAAAACGAAACGUAUGCUCGUUGAAAAAAUGGGUACAGAAGAAUCGGAUUUGGGUCUCGGAAGCGAAGUGUCCGUGACCGGUGUAGAAGAGAAUACUAUGAUCGCUUCCCUCUGCGAUCUGCUGGAGCGGCUCUGGUCGCAUGGGCUGCAGCACAAGAUGGGCAAAUCCGCGCUCUGGAUGCACCUCACCAACUACCAGGAGUUGGAGCAGUGCAGCAAUUCAACUAAACCUAUCGAUCCUAAUUAUUUGACUCCAGACUUAUCCGCGGUUGGCGCGGAGGUAGAAGCGCACCAGGCGAGUAGCAGCGGCACCCGCUCCCGCGACAGUUCCCGCGGCGGCUCGCGGGACAGCUCCCGGGAUCGACUCAGCAACUCCGGGACCUUGGAGAGGAAGUCCAGCCAACCUUCGAACCCGAUGCGUCCGCUUCCCGAAAGCUUAACUUUUGAUAUGCGGAAUGUACAAGCAAUGACAGAUAUAAAGACAGAGAUCGGUUACGCUAGAGCUUGGGUUCGACUUUCCCUGGAGAAGAAGCUGCUAUCGAAGCACUUACGGGAAUUGCUGGCUGAUACAACACUGCUGCGCUCUCAGUACAAGAGAACAGCGUUUUUACGAUGUGAAGAAGAAAGGGAGCAAUUUCUCUAUCAUUUGUUGACGUUAAAUGCCGUCGAUUACAAUUGCUUUACCAACACUUAUCCAACAACUAAAUUACCAUACCGCGUGUUGAUAGCACCAUCUCGUAAAGCCAGUCAGACGACCGCCAACUGCUGGCUCUCCAUCUCCGGCGCUAACGGAGAGUCUACGCCCAAAAUCCCCAUACCUCGUAAUACCAACGAGUUCGUCUUUCACCACAAAAAUCUAGGUAUCCUAUCAACUUUACGUAUCGGGCACGACAACAGCGGCCUGUCGCCGCGGUGGCUGCUGGACCAGGUGUUUGUUAGGAAUGAGGUCACUGGACAUACAUACACAUUCCCAUGCAACCGUUGGCUGGGCACGGGCGUGGACGACGGGUCGACGGAGCGGCUGGUGGUGGCGGCGCGGCUGCGCGGGGAGCGGUCGCCGCGCACGCCCGCGCCGCUCGCCCCGCACGCCGCGCACUCCGCGCUCUCGCCCACCGCCACGCACCUCUCCACAUCCACGAUACAGCAUAUGAUCGGUACCUUUUUUUUGGUGUCGGGGGGAAAUCUUUAAAAGAUACCCUGCCUUCUGGGGGGAAGGCAGGGUUAUGUAGGAUUUCACCUACUAAAACCCCCUCGGUGGCCAUCCUCUA
Papilio polytes (common Mormon) is the source of this 3787-nucleotide messenger RNA. It is a transcript of the gene pns, whose product is annotated as DENN domain-containing protein 5B. NCBI's taxonomy places the organism in Eukaryota, Metazoa, Arthropoda, Insecta, Lepidoptera, Papilionidae. Bases 247 to 3708 code for a protein of 1153 amino acids. Gene Ontology annotation, molecular function: guanyl-nucleotide exchange factor activity; small GTPase binding. The transcript has 20 exons. The record is from RefSeq and is a predicted model, not a curated record.